Molecule: messenger RNA, 2656 nt
Organism: Rhododendron vialii
Lineage: Eukaryota; Viridiplantae; Streptophyta; Magnoliopsida; Ericales; Ericaceae
Product: G-type lectin S-receptor-like serine/threonine-protein kinase RKS1
Exons: 7
Coding region: 75-2513 (812 amino acids)
Biological process (GO): recognition of pollen; protein phosphorylation
Molecular function (GO): protein serine/threonine kinase activity; ATP binding
Source: RefSeq, a predicted model, not a curated record
UAACACCACAAGUACUAUCAUAUUUUUACGUUCAGUAGUCUACCUCAACUCAGACUAAAUCACAAACCAACACGAUGAAUCCCGGAAAAUGGGUCUUCAAUUUAAUGCUUCCAUUUCUUUUCUCCAGAAUUUGCACUUCCACUGACACCUUAACUCCAAACCAAUCCAUCAAAGACGGCGACGUUUUGGUAUCCAGCUAUGAAACCUUCGCACUUAGGUUUUUCAGCCCGGGAAAUUCCAAUCGCAGGUAUGUUGGAAUAUGGUAUAACAAGAUUCCACAACAAACUGUUGUUUGGGUAGCCAAUAGGGAUAGCCCAAUCAACGGUACCUACGGGGUUCUAUCCCUCAACCGGGAUGGAAACUUUGUCAUCAACGACAAUACCCGAAAUCAUACCAUUUGGCAGACAAAUGUAUCAGCAGUUUCUUAUUCAGCUCAACUCUUGGAUUCGGGAAAUUUGGUGUUGUUCCAAGGAGAUAGUGGGAGUGGUGGUGUUGUUUGGCAAAGUUUCGAUCAUCCUACAAAUACCCUGUUGCCAAACAUGAAGCUUGGGUUGGAUCGGAGGACCGGGAUUGAACGGUUUCUCACAUCGUGGAAGUCGAGAGAUGACCCCAGUACAGGAGAAUACUCCUUUCGGCUUGAACUGAAUGACAUGCCCCAGUUGAUGCUAUUCAAGGGCAUAACCCGAGUCUGGCGGAUACCCGCAUGGGUAACACGCCGUAGGAGUGCUAAGGCUGGGACCACAGCAAGUUCCUUAUUCAUUGGAACUUACGGGAACAAUCACGACCAAAUCUAUGCGUUUUACAAUGCCUCGAACCUGUCGACAAUGUUCGUGGAUGAAUUGGGUUCUUUAAAAAUGCAGACGUGGGUCGGCAGAUGGGUCAAGUUCUAUUCAGUCCCUGGCGACCAAUGCGAUUAUUAUGGCCGAUGUGGUGCUUAUGGUUACUGCAACUCAAAUAACGGGCAAGAGUUCGAGUGCACAUGCCUUCCGGGUUACGAGCCCAGGUCAGUAGAGGAAUGGUACCUGCAGGAUGCAUCGGGUGGGUGCAUCAAGAAGCGCGAGACACUUUCCAUGUGUGGAAACGGAGAAGGGUUUGUCAAGGUUGCGAAUGCAAGGAUUCCAGAUACACCCAAGGCACGUGUGUCAAUGAGCUUGAGUGAGCCUGAGUGCGAGGAUAAGUGCUUGAGAAACUGUUCUUGCCUGGCUUACACGAGUGAAGCAGAAAAAGGAGCGAGGGCGAACUGCAUCACUUGGUAUGAAAAUUUGAUGGAUGUGAGAAGGUACGUGAGAAGAUUUCCUGACGGGGGACUAGACUUGUAUGUACGGGUUGAUGCGGUUGAAUUAGCUCAACGUAUGGAAUCUAGAAGACUAAAGCGAAGGAACGUGGCUAUUGUGGUGACAUCAGUUGUCUUAACAUCACUCCUAUUUAUCACUUUAGUAUGUUGGUUGGUGAUGAAGAAGCUAAGAAGAGGGAUAGAUAUUCAAGACAGUGAUGAAGAAAACGUAGAACUACCCAUCUUUGAUAUGGUCACCCUUGCAGGGGCAACAAACAACUUUUCAGAUGCAAAUAAAAUUGGAGAAGGGGGGUUCGGCUCUGUUUACAAGGGGCAUUUAUCAACUGGAAAAGACAUAGCCAUCAAGCGGCUAUCGAGAGACUCCAAACAAGGUCUUGAGGAAUUCAAAAACGAGGUUAUUUUGAUUGCCAAACUUCAACACCGUAAUCUCGUUAGGCUUUUGGGAUGUUGCAUCCUCGGAGAAGAACGAAUGCUAGUUUACGAGUACAUGCCUAAUGGAAGCUUGGAUUCCUUCAUUUUUGAAAUAAGUCGAAGCAAAUUGCUUACAUGUAGUAGGCGCCUGGAUAUCAUUAUUGGGAUUGCUAGGGGGAUUCUUUAUCUUCAUCAAGAUUCGAGAUUGAGAGUCAUUCACAGGGAUCUUAAAGCUAGCAAUGUGCUACUUGAUAGCGAGAUGAAUCCUAAAAUUUCAGAUUUUGGCUUGGCUAGGGCUUUUGGAGGUGAUCAGUCAUCCUCAAAAACAAAAAGGGUGGUCGGAACUUAUGGUUACAUGGCUCCCGAAUAUGCAAUUGAUGGCCUAUUUUCAACAAAAUCCGAUAUUUUUAGCUUUGGAGUUAUAGUUUUAGAGAUAAUGAGUGGCAAAAGGAAUAGAAAAUUCCAUCAUGCAGACCAUGAUCUAAACCUUCUAGGACAUGCAUGGAAAUUUUGGAUGGACGGAAAGGCUUUUGAAUUAAUAGAUCCAGUGAUGCAGGGUUCAUUUCCAAUGUCUAAGGUCUUGAGAUGUAUACAGAUUGGUCUCCUAUGCGUGCAAAAAUGCCCUGAAGACAGGCCUACUAUGUCAUCUGUGGUCUUAAUGUUGGUUUCAGAUAUUACAGCUUUGCCCCAACCCAAGCAACCUGGCUUUUAUACUGGGAGGAGUUCCAAAGAGACCCAUGAAUGUUCGCCGGCUCAAAUUUCUCCUAGCAUUAAUGAAGUGACAAUGACCCACCUAGAGGCUCGCUAAAAUAUUUUUGAUAUGGAAAAGGAUAACUAAUCAAGAUAUCAGUCCUGUAUAUUUUUGUUUUGACCUCUCUGAUUUUAAUUCAAUGUUUAGUAACUUGUGUGGGCCAGUUUAUCUCUACCUUGAAAUUGUUCAUUUACCUUCUA